Molecule: messenger RNA, 1701 nt
Organism: Penicillium olsonii
Lineage: Eukaryota; Fungi; Ascomycota; Eurotiomycetes; Eurotiales; Aspergillaceae
Source: the annotation of a GenBank genome assembly
AUGUCUCGACGUCCGACUCCCGGGCAAGCCGCCCAAAAUUCCCAGACCAUCAAGGGUCUGUUGAAGCUAGAGCACAACAAGAUAUGUGCUGAUUGUAAACGGAACAAGCAUCCGCGAUGGGCUUCCUGGAACCUAGGUGUCUUCGUCUGUAUCCGUUGCUCCGGUAUUCACAGGGGCAUGGGCACGCAUAUCAGCCGAGUCAAGUCCGUGGAUCUCGACGCAUGGACUGAUGAACAACUUCAAAGUGUGAUCAAGUGGGGAAAUUCAAGGGCAAACAAGUAUUGGGAGGCCAAACUGGCACCCGGUCAUGCUCCCUCGGAGGCGAAAAUUGAGAACUUCAUCCGCACCAAGUAUGAGAGCAAGCGGUGGGUGAUGGAUGGUGGGUUGCCGGACCCAUCCACUUUGGAUGACGGCGAUGACGACGUUGAAAAAGCCAAGGUCGAGCGUUCGUCUUCUCAGCGCAUCGCUGCCCCCAGCCAACCCCCGGUACACCGUCAGCAAGCCUCAAUUGAUCUGUUCGGCGACGAUAUCUCCCCUCCAGCGCGCCCUAGCACAACCGAUCCUACACUGCGUGCGCCGCCUAGACAAGCUCAACCUGCGCCUGCGCCUGCGCCUGUCAAGACCCACAAGCCAAAUGAUUCACUUCUGGGGCUGGACUUCUUCGGGAGCACCCAGCCCGCUGCUGCCAGUCGCCCGAGUAGCACCUCCUCGACCCCAGCAGCACCGGCUGGAAUGUCUCGCCCAGAUCUCAAGCAAUCAAUCCUGUCAUUGUACUCCAAGCCGCAACCCGCAGCGCCUGCGCAACACCAGCGGGGUAACUCCUUCGGCGACAUGGCCUCCCCCGCGCCUCCCUCAGCCUCAUCGAACAUGGGUGGUCUGACAGAUGCCUUCAGUGGAUUGAGCUUCCCGUCCACUACCUCUCCCCCGCCGGCUAAGCCUGUCGAAAAGCCCUCGGCAUUCUCCAACCUCACAUCAUUCGGCGCUGCCAAGUCUACCCCUGCGGCUCCAAAGGUCACAUCGCCCUCUGGGUCCGCCAGUGGCGAUCUGUUUGACAGCUUUGCCUCUCCCACCAUGUCUGCCCCCAAACCCCAGUCCCGCACCACCUCCGUGUCCUCCGGCGCACAAGACUUUGGAGGAUUUGGAGGAUUUACUUCCCCGACUGCUAAGCCGAACCCUCCAUCGUCAUCCCUUUCCAAUGACCUGUUCGGGCUUUCUUCGCCCCCUCUCGCCUCCAAACCCGCGGCCUCGCCUCCCAAGCCCACUGCUACCUCACCGCAACAAGAAAUGAAAUCCGCUUUCAACAUUUCCGCCCCUCCAAUCCAGCCUGCUGCUCCCAAGGUGCCAGCCCCUAGCGCUGCGACUGCCGCUGCGGCUAGCAUGAUGUCUGGAAGCCUUGACCCAUGGGGUGGUAAUGCCUGGAGCACGCCUGACCGCGCGCCUUCGCCCGUCGCCCCUGCUCCUGCCCCUUCAGCUGCUUCCAUGAUGAAGGUUCCUGAUACGCUGACUCCAAACGACCUCGGUAACGGCUGGGGUGCGCCCAGUGCUGCCCCUAAGCCGGCGGCCACCGUAGCUGCCGACGAGGACUUUGGCGGCUGGGCCAGUGCUGCUCCAGUUUCCAACCCGACGCCUGCCGCCAACACCAGCAAGCCGGCGGGAGGGUUUGGUGGAUCCGAUGAUCUCUUUUCUAACGUUUGGGAAUAA